GCAGCAGCAGAGCAUUCAUCUCCCCCCCCCUCCCCUCCCCUGCUCCCCUGGCUGGCCCGAGCACCAUGAAUAGGAAGACACGGCGGUGGAUUUUCCAUUUUUUCCUGUGCCUUGGAAUAGUGUAUUUGAAAAUCGGGGGCCUGUCGUCGGUGGUCGCGCUGGGAGCGAGCAUCAUCUGCAACAAAAUCCCGGGGUUGGCCCCCCGUCAGAGGACUAUCUGUCAGAGCCGCCCCGACGCGAUCAUAGUGAUCGGGGAGGGAGUUCAGAUGGGGAUCAAUGAGUGUCAGUUUCAGUUCCGACACGGACGCUGGAACUGCUCGGCCCUGGGGGAGAGGACCGUGUUCGGCAAAGAGCUCAAAGUGGGCAGCAAGGAGGCCGCGUUCACCUAUGCUAUCAUAGCUGCCGGGGUCGCCCAUGCAGUCACUGCGGCUUGCACCCAGGGGAGCCUGAGCGACUGCGGCUGCGACAAGGAGAAGCAGGGUUUCUACAACCAGGAGGAGGGCUGGAAGUGGGGCGGCUGCUCCGCCGACGUCCAUUACGGCCUGGACUUCUCGAAGGUGUUCGUGGACGCGCGGGAGAUCAAGCAGAAUGCCAGGACUCUCAUGAAUUUACACAACAAUGAAGUGGGACGCAAGGUCCUGGAGAAGGGCAUGCGUCUGGAGUGCAAGUGCCACGGCGUCUCCGGGUCCUGCACCACCAAGACGUGCUGGACAACGCUCCCCAAGUUCCGGCAGCUGGGAUACAUCCUCAAAGACAAGUACAACCACGCCGUUCACGUGGAGCCGGUGCGCGCCAGCCGCAACAAGCGCCCCACCUUCCUGAAGAUCAAGAAACCCCACUCCUACCGCAAGCCCAUGGACACGGAGCUGGUCUAUAUCGAGAGGUCGCCGAACUACUGCGAGGCCGACCCUCUGACCGGCAGCAUGGGAACGCAAGGCCGCCUGUGCAACAAGACGGCCCUGCAGCCCAACAGCUGUGACCUGAUGUGCUGCGGUCGGGGAUAUAACACACACCAGUACUCGCGUGUUUGGCAGUGCAACUGCAAGUUCCUGUGGUGCUGCUACGUCAAGUGCAACACCUGCAGCGAAAGGACAGAGGUGUUUACUUGUAAAUAGAAAUAUUUAUUGGACAUUUAUUUAGACGCACAGCCAGACUGGACUAUGUGUGUAUGUGUGUGUGUGGGUGUGUGUGUGGGUGUGUGUGUGUGUGUGUGUGUGUGUGUGUGUGUGUGUGUGUAUGAGUUGUUUUGAUUGUAUUUCAGAAUAAGAAUAUUCCAUGUUGCUGUGGAGUUACUGCUUUGCUGUCUUGGCAUUAUGACUUUCAUAACCUGUGUUGAUUGUAUUGAUGCCAAUGGACAUCUGCCAUGACACUGGACUCAACCUGUAGGCUCAUAAAUGUUAUUUUAAUUUGUAAAAAAAAUCGAAUGCCACUUCACACUUAGCCUUUCCGCAGUCUGUACAGGUUCACCGACACGUCUCAAGUCAAACAGUAAAAAGUUAUUUCUAUAGACUAAUAAUUUAUUCAGAGAGAAAACUACUGAUCAUUUUUGAAAAAUCACUGUGUGCUAAAGCUCGAGUUGGUGCAGGUUUGCAGUAAAAGAAGUGCACUUAAAAGUAGAAAACCAUUUUUCAAUACCCUUUUUUUUUUUUUUUUUUUUUUUUAACAAGACAAACACUGGAGCUGAAGACUGAAACAGUCAGAAAUGACCAGGAGUGAAUAUACAUAUUUGGGACCCUGCAGCUUUUGAGCAUUAGCAGAAAAAAAAACUAAACAAAACUACUGAUUUCUGGGUUCUGUAUAGUUUCCCCACAUGUUUCUGUCUCACUUCCCCACCCGUUUGCUGCUAGCUGUCUGGAAAGUUAUGGAGUUUUCAACCGAGCUUCCGCUUUGACUUUGACUGCCGAGCUUGGUUGACUGCCACAAGCAAAUGUGAGCUUCCAGACAUAAAUUCCCCUUAAUGUUGGUUGAUAGAAUAUAUUUUGUAAGAGAUUAUUUUUAUAUAAAUAUUUUUUUUUAUUUAUUUUCUUUCUCUGUGUAAGAUAUUCUACCCUUAGCAUUUCCAACUGUGUUGUUAGUUACUGAGUUUAGUGAAAGAAAAUGACCCAGAAACGCUGUUUUUUCAGAAAUGUGCUUCUUGUUCAUGCAGCAGUAAAAUAUGAUAAUGUUACACUGAAAUAUGCAGUAUUUUUAUUUUUUUUUUUGGUCAGGAAAAACCUCACUCAUAGAGAGCCCAAGGCAUAGCCUCACCCAGACUAGAUGCUGUUCUGCAAACCAAAGGGUGCUCUUUCACACCUGUGUUUCCUUUGGUCGCAUUUAACCUUUUGUUUGGUUCGUGUUCAUGAGGCGUUCGAGUCUGACACGGUCUCAACAUCAUGUUCCUGCUUUUGUGAUUGGUCAUAAUUCUGUCUUGGCGAAAUGGAUUUCAGGUAAUAAAUCGAAAAUGGAGCAUCAGCA
Molecule: messenger RNA, 2454 nt
Organism: Mugil cephalus (flathead mullet)
Lineage: Eukaryota; Metazoa; Chordata; Actinopteri; Mugiliformes; Mugilidae
Gene: wnt7aa
Product: wingless-type MMTV integration site family, member 7Aa
Exons: 4
Coding region: 66-1115 (349 amino acids)
Biological process (GO): multicellular organism development; canonical Wnt signaling pathway; neuron differentiation
Cellular component (GO): extracellular region
Molecular function (GO): cytokine activity; frizzled binding
Source: RefSeq, a predicted model, not a curated record